CCCCCUUUGACUCUGCGGUGCGGACAAGUCGAACCGCUUCGGGCUGAAGAAAGAUAUGAUGAACUCGGUCGCGCUGCCCUUCCUGAAGAAGUCCCGCCACGACGAGAUGCUGGGUGAAGACGCCAGCGGCUCCAUGGUUGAGGGCGUCGGCAGCAUGAACAGCUUCAUGCUGCCGCCUGUGGCUGACCCGGCGCUCUAUUGCCGCACGAACCUCAAGAUCAAGUACCACGAAGACAACGACCAGACGCUCAAGUUCGACAAGGGUACGACGACGCUGGCCUUCUGCUUCAAGGGUGGCAUCCUUGCAGCCGUCGAUUCGCGCUCGACGCAGGGACCGUUCAUCGCGUCGCAGUCUGUCGACAAGAUCAACGAGAUCACGCCGUACAUGCUUGCGACGAUCGCGGGUGGCGCCGCCGACUGUCAGUACUGGCAGCGUAACCUCGCCGUGCAGUGCCGCAUGUAUGAGUUGCGCAACCGUCACCGCAUCUCGAUCCGCGCCGCGAGCAAGCUCAUUGCCAACACAUGCAACUACUACAAGUCGUACGGCCUCUCGCUUGGUAUGAUGAUGAUGGGCUACGACGACGGCCAGCCGACGCUCUACUACGUCGACGACGAAGGGUCGCGCAUGCGUGCGAGUGCGAAGAAGCCGAAGUUCUCUGUCGGCUCGGGUAGCACGUACGCGUACGGUGUCUUGGACACGCAUUACCGGUGGGACUUGGAAGACGACGAAGCAAUUGAGCUCGGCCUCAACGCAAUCUACCAAGCCACGUACCGCGACUCGUACAGUGGUGGUCUUUGCCGCGUCUACUUGUUCAAGCCCGACGGCUACCAGAAGGUCCAUGACAUUGAUGUCGCCGAGUUGCACGAGCGCUUCGGUGGCCGCAACUAAGUCGUGGCAGCAACCCAUGUCCUGCGCAACGAAGUGCAGCACUAUUGCAUAAUAUGACACGCAUGCUCGCA
Saprolegnia parasitica CBS 223.65 is the source of this 960-nucleotide messenger RNA. RefSeq lists its product as hypothetical. The record is from RefSeq and is a predicted model, not a curated record. The transcript has a single exon. Bases 56 to 889 code for a protein of 277 amino acids. Lineage: Eukaryota; Oomycota; Saprolegniomycetes; Saprolegniales; Saprolegniaceae. Gene Ontology annotation, molecular function: threonine-type endopeptidase activity. Gene Ontology annotation, cellular component: proteasome core complex.